AUGACCUACGGACAGCCCUUCGUGGGCACCGACAGUGGACCGGAGCUUUUGCGUCAAGCGGGAUUGCGCAAGAUGUUGUCCGCCUUGGGAUGGAGAGUAGAAGAUGUACCGGACUUGGAAUUUGAAGCUUUGCAGCUUUCGGAAAAAAGCGGAACCUUCGAGGGAAAUGCAAAAAACCACAAGCUCGUCGGUGCUGGCUGUGAAAUGCUCGCCAACGCCGUGGAAAAGACAUUGAAGCAAAAGCGCUUUCCUCUUAUUUUAGGCGGCGACCAUUCUAUAGGUAUGGGUAGUCUGGCCGGUAUUUUGCGUGCUCAACCGGAAACUGGGGUGAUUUGGAUUGAUGCGCACGCUGAUUUAAACACCCCAGCGUUGAGUGAAUCCGGAAACAUGCACGGCAUGCCCGUCGGCAUGCUUAUGGAGGGCGUCGCUCCCGAUCACCGACAGAUUCCCGGCUUGGAGUGGCUCGCUGAUGGACCGCGUCUUUCUCCUGACUCUAUCGUGUACGUGGGUUUGCGGGACGUCGAUCCGGCAGAGCGGAGGUUGAUUCAAUCCCUGGAUAUUGCGGCUUACACGAUGCACGAAAUUGAUCGGUAUGGGAUUGGUCAAGUUAUGGAAAUGGCUUUGGAUCACUUGUGCGCCAAAAAUCCAAACCGCCCACUGCAUUUGAGUUACGACAUCGAUGCGGUCGAUCCUGUCUUGGCACCCGCAACGGGAACAACUGUCCGUGGUGGUUUGACUUUUCGGGAGGCGCACUAUGUGGCAGAAGCGGUGGCCUAUACGGGCAACCUUGCCAGCGCCGAAAUUGUAGAACUCAAUCCUUCAUUAUCCUGUGGCGAAGGCGCGGAAGCUACAGUCGAGCUAGGCUUACAGCUUAUUACAUCUUUCAUGGGCAAAAGCAUUAUUUAA
Phaeodactylum tricornutum CCAP 1055/1 is the source of this 906-nucleotide messenger RNA. RefSeq lists its product with no specific name. Gene Ontology annotation, molecular function: arginase activity; manganese ion binding. Lineage: Eukaryota; Bacillariophyta; Bacillariophyceae; Surirellales; Neidiaceae. The record is from RefSeq and is a predicted model, not a curated record. The transcript has a single exon. Gene Ontology annotation, cellular component: nucleus; cytosol; cytoplasm. The coding region runs from base 1 to 906 and encodes 301 amino acids.